Messenger RNA from Brienomyrus brachyistius, 2360 nucleotides. It is a transcript of the gene slc39a4, whose product is annotated as solute carrier family 39 member 4. The transcript has 13 exons. NCBI's taxonomy places the organism in Eukaryota, Metazoa, Chordata, Actinopteri, Osteoglossiformes, Mormyridae. The record is from RefSeq and is a predicted model, not a curated record. Gene Ontology annotation, molecular function: zinc ion transmembrane transporter activity. Gene Ontology annotation, biological process: zinc ion import across plasma membrane; intracellular zinc ion homeostasis. Bases 72 to 1946 code for a protein of 624 amino acids. Gene Ontology annotation, cellular component: membrane.
CAUUUUUCAGGAAGCUGCGUAAAAUUUUGAACUGGCACUGCUGCGCUCAUUCCAGCAAACGCAGCAUCUAUAUGAAGGUCCUGGGAUUAGUGGCACCUGGAGAAGAUCGGCUACACGAGGAGGCUUUUCGCUCGUUACUCUCAGUAUUGGAGAAGCGUGUGCAAUGCCCCGGUGUGUCGUGUGAAAAGUGCAUCUCUGUGCAGGACGUGAGCCAGCUCACUGGGGGAUCCCCGACAGCCAGUGGCUUGUCGAUGGAGGACUUUUUCAAGGUGGCUGCUGGGUUGUGUCUGUACCUCAGCGAUCCCCUCGAGACCUGUGGUGCCGUGAAGGACAAGCGCUGGCAGAGAGAGACCGACCAGUUCAUCCAGAGCACAGCGGCCCAAGACAUCCAAGGAGACGAUUUUAUUAAUGGGACUACGGGACUCGAUCAUGUUCUCCUUGGAAUUGAAAGGCACCUUCGAAUAAUGGAUGGAGAGCACUGUCUCACAGUUAGGGACAUCCUGAAGGCAAACGGCUUGGCUACAGAUCACACGCACGAAAUGGACGCCAUCUUUGGGGCGAUCCUUUACCACAUCCUGCUGGGCGACUGCGUGACCGCCCAUUUGCUGCCCAAGCCUGACUACUUCCUGGAUUUUCUCUUCAGUCGAUUUAGCUCCGGAGACAUGACAGUGCAUGGUUUGGAGGAUCUCAUGUGGUCCCUGAAGGUGGGUGAGACCAACAGAACCCUCAGUAACCACUAUGAUCACCAUCAGCGUCGUCUGGGCCUCACAGACCCUCAUCAGGGUAACAGCAGCUGGGACCAGAUGUGCUUCACGGCCAGUGAACUCCUGCAGAUAUACGGCCUGAACGCCACGGGCUUCUCGCGGGCCCAGUUCACACAGCUGAGCCCUGCACUGGUGCAGCAGCUCCUCAGCACUGCCUGUGUGGACAGGGGGCAGCCGACGAGCCCCGGGGCCAAGCUCAGCAAGACAGAGAGGUAUGUCUACGCCACAUUAGCGAACGUGGUGAUUUGCCUGGGCGCCAUGUUUGGCAUCGUGCUCCUGCUCUGCACAGCCUGCACGAACGUCUUCCAGCUCAGCAUUCAGUUCUGCAUCAGCAUGGCUGUGGGGUCCCUAACAGGAGACGCUGUCCUGCACCUCCUGCCUGUGUUCCUGGGUCUCCACACUCACAAGGGGGAGGACAGUGCGGAGCAUGACCACGCCGGUGGGGAGACCUCUGACUACACCUUCAAGCUCCUGGUCCUCCUGGCUGGCAUCUACUACUUCUACUUAAUGGAGACCAUUUUCACCCUGGUCACUCACAAAGGCCAGCAUGGCCAUCGAGGCGACGACAGCGAUCCGCAUCACUGCGACCACGACCGGGUUCUGCAGAUGUACCGGGAUCAGAAGAAGACCAAGCAGUCCGUCUCGGAAGCAGAUCUGGUCGACGGAGAAGUCGAUGGAAAGCCGCUCACUAUUCCAGAUCUCCAUAGGAGAGAACAGCGGCUGCUCCCGUACAUGAUCACCAUCGGCGACGGGAUCCACAACUUCGCCGACGGCCUGGCUAUCGGGGCUGCCUUCUCCGUGUCCUGGAGGUCGGGCCUGGCAACGUCGCUGGCUGUGCUCUGCCAUGAGCUGCCCCAUGAGCUGGGUGACUUCGCCAUCCUCCUGCACUGCGGCGUUUCCGUGAAGAAGGCUCUGCUGCUCAACCUGGCCAGUGCCAUGACCUCCUUCGCUGGCCUCUACAUCGCCCUCUCCGUCUCGACGGACCCGACCGCGAAGGACUGGAUCGCGGCCGUCACCACCGGUCUCUUCCUUUACGUCGGUCUCGCUGACAUGCUCCCCUCCAUGGUCCAUGCCAGCAGCAGCAGGCCCUGGCUGACCUUCCUGCUGCAGAACGUGGGGCUGCUCAGUGGCUGGGGGGUCCUGCUGCUCCUCUCCUUCUACGAGGACAAGAUCGACUUCUAGGCCAGCGGCGUCGGGUGCGUUUCGUGAAAAUGGCCGCUUUGUGCUGGCCCUCGGCCGGAGAUGCCAGUGGCGGAGGCGUGUCCACGUUUUGAUUUUUAUUUUCUAAACCAAACUGCAAAGCUGGACCCGGCUACAGUGACUGAGUUAAUCUGAUGCUUUUAGCUUAAGAAUUACAGCUACUGAGCAUUUUCUUCUGGCUUCACUGGUUUAUGGUUUUUAUAGCGUUUAUCAUCAUUUGUUCUUGAGUAAUGGAUCAGAAAACUGAUUUAAUAUUUUUACAGUGGAUUUGACCAAAUGUUCCUGUAAGAGCCAAUUCUGUAAAAUGGACCUUUAAUAUUUAAUACCUUUUCAAUCUGAAAAUGGGGUAUAUUUCUAAGUUCUUAUAUGAACACAGUUGUAUUUUCAUAAAUGUUU